Solea senegalensis (Senegalese sole) is the source of this 3747-nucleotide messenger RNA. Its product is annotated as glutamate receptor ionotropic, delta-1-like. The record is from RefSeq and is a predicted model, not a curated record. Gene Ontology annotation, cellular component: postsynaptic membrane; plasma membrane. The transcript has 18 exons. Lineage: Eukaryota; Metazoa; Chordata; Actinopteri; Pleuronectiformes; Soleidae. Gene Ontology annotation, biological process: synaptic transmission, glutamatergic; modulation of chemical synaptic transmission; monoatomic ion transport. Gene Ontology annotation, molecular function: transmitter-gated monoatomic ion channel activity involved in regulation of postsynaptic membrane potential; glutamate-gated receptor activity. Bases 71 to 3250 code for a protein of 1059 amino acids.
GAGGCGAGAGUGAGAGAGUCAGUAUAGGACAGCAGAGCAGAGCUUGGAUGAGCCGCCUUGUAAUCCCGAGAUGGAGUUGCUGCUGAUCUGCCUCUCCCUGUGGAUAUUGCAAUGCAAUUCGGCCAGAGCGGACUCCAUCAUACAUAUUGGUGCCAUAUUCGAGGAGAAUGCUGUGAGAGAUGAGGAGAUUUUCCAACUUGCCAUUUCAGACCUCAGUCUGAAUGACGACAUUCUGCAGAGCGAGAAAAUAACCCACUCGGUGAAACUUAUCGAGCCUAACAAUCCUUUCCAGGCUGUGCAGGAAGCAUGUGAGCUGAUGAACCAGGGGAUCCUCGCUCUGGUCACAUCCACAGGCUGUGCAGCUGCAAGUGCCCUGCAGUCGCUGACAGAUGCAAUGCACAUCCCACAUCUCUUCAUCCAGCGAAAUGGAGAUGGUUCACCCAGAACUGCCUGCCAGCUCAACCCCAGCCCAGACGGAGAGAGCUACACACUGGCUGCUCGUCCGCCUGUGCGGAUAAACGACGUCUUGCUCACUCUGGUUUCUGAGCUGCACUGGCAGAAGUUCAUCAUUUUUUACGAGAGCGACUAUGAUAUUCGAGGUUUGCAAACAUUUAUGGACCAAUCUUCUCGGCUGGGACUGGAUGUGUCCUUGCAGAGGGUGGACCGCAACGUCAGUCGUGUGUUUACAGACCUUUUCAACACAAUGCGCACUGAGGAGCUCAACCGCUAUCGGGACACGCUACGUCGGGCCGUGCUGCUCAUGAGCCCUCGUGGUGCACAGGUGUUCAUCCACCAGGCUGUGGAAACCAAUCUGGCGUCCAAGGACAGUCACUGGGUCUAUGCCAAUGAGGAGGUGAGUGAUCCAGACAUCAUGGAGCUUGUUCACAGCUCUCUAGGCCGGAUGACCAUCAUUCGUCAGAUCUUCCCAUUGUGGAGGGACACAAACGUUCGCUGCAUGAGGAACAAUCACCGCAUCUCCUCCCUGCUCUGUGACCCACAGGAAGGCUAUCUGCAAUCGCUGGAGGUGUCCAACCUCUACCUGUACGACAGUGUUUUGAUGCUGGCCAAUGCCUUCUACAGGAAACUGGAGGACAGGAAAUGGCACAGUAUGGCCAGCCUUAACUGCAUUAGGAAGUCCACUAAGCCAUGGAAUGGUGGAUGGUCUAUGCUGGACACAAUCCAAAAGGGACGCAUCAGUGGACUAACAGGACAGAUGGACUUCCGCGCUGAAGGCUCAAACUCACAUGUUCAGUUUGAGAUUCUGGGAACCAGCUACAGUGAGACAUUUGGGAAAGAUGUGAAAAGGCUGGCGUCUUGGGACUCUACCCGUGGUUUGAAUGGUAGCCUAAAGGAAAAUCGGAUAGAGAGCGGUAUGCAGGGAGUGACGCUCAAGAUUGUUACACUGCUGGAGGAACCUUUUGUGAUGGUGGCAGAAAACAUUCUGGGUCAACCCAAAAGAUACAAGGGUUUCUCAAUAGAUGUUCUGGAUGCCCUUGCUAAACUCCUGGGCUUCAAGUAUGACGUCUACCAAGUUGGAGAUGGGAAGUACGGCUCAGCACUCCCUAAUGGAUCCUGGAAUGGGAUGAUUGGGGAUCUCAUCGGCAAGCGAGCCGACUUGGCCAUAUCAGCCAUCACCAUCACCCCUGAGCGCGAGAGUGUGGUCGAUUUCAGCAAGCGCUACCUGGAUUAUUCAGUGGGAAUCCUGAUGCGCAAGUCAGAGGAGAAGCUCAACAUUUUUUCCUUGCUAGCACCAUUUGAUCUGGCAGUGUGGGCAUGUAUUGCUGCAGCCAUCCCUGUUGUAGGCAUCAUGAUCUUCCUGCUCCGGCGCAUCCAAGCGGUGCGCUGCCAGAACAGUGCAGGCGGACAUCCGCCGCCUUCUGUCUCCACUUCGCUCCAGAGUGCCAUCUGGAUUGUCUAUGGUGCUUUUGUACAACAAGGCACUGACUCCAUUCUCGGCUCGGUGGCUCUGCGUAUUGUCAUGGGCAGUUGGUGGCUCUUCACCCUCAUUGUGUGUUCGUCGUACACAGCAAACCUGGCUGCCUACCUCACAGUGUCACGUAUGGAUAACGCUGUCAGGUCUUUCCAGGACCUGUCCAAGCAGGUGGAUAUGGCUUAUGGGACAGUGAGGGACUCGGCCGUGUAUGAGUAUUUCCGGGCCAAAGGCACCAACCCUCUGGAGCAGGACAACACUUUCGCAGAGCUUUGGAAAACCGUUAACAAGAACAACGGCUUUGAGAACUCUGUCAUCAAUCCGUCAGAAGGCAUCAAGAAGGCAAAGCGGGAGUCAUAUGCGUUUCUGUGGGACAUGGCAGUGGUGGAGUACGCUGCUCUGACAGAUGACGACUGCACCCUGACCGUAGCAGGAAACAGCAUGAGCACCAGAGGCUACGGCAUGGCUCUGCAGCACGGCAGUCCCUACAGAGACCUCUUCUCACAGAAGAUCUUGGAGCUUCAGGAAAAAGGUGAUCUCGACAUCCUAAAGCAGAAAUGGUGGCCAAAGAAAGGCCGCUGUGACCUGCAGAGCUACACAGAUGCCCAGCCGGAGGGACGUGCGCUGCGUCUCCACAGCUUUGCCGGCGUGUUCUGCAUCCUGGCUGCCGGGCUGCUGCUGGCCCUCCUCGUGGCUGCACUGGAGACCUGGUGGAACAGCAACCACUGCCGAAGAGAGCAGCCCAAAGAGGUGACCAAGGAUUAUGGUCUGAACAGGAUUACGGGUCCAAUGACAUAUUAUGACAUUACAAGCAUGUCACCUGCAGGGAGGGACAUAUGGACAGGCAGAGAGACAGAGACUGGGAGAAGGCAGAGGUUCUUGACACAGGACAAAGAGGUAAACCUGGAACAGGUCCACCAGCGUUUGAACAGCCUCCUAGACGAGGACUUGGCCCACAAGCAGCUGCCCGGCCAAUCUAUUGAGAUCUCUGCCCUGGACAUUAGCAGCAUGCAGCCCAGCCAGUCCCUAGAGGCCUUGUCUGCUCGAGACUACCCUCGAGGACCACGGCCACUCUCUGUGACCACCUUCCUUCAGGAGGGUCACGGGCCAGGACGGACACUGGGUGCAGCGGCUGGCAGGACCUUGCCCUUGCCACUCAGCAGUGCCACCAUGCCCUCUAUCCGCUGCAAACACAGGGCACCCAACGGGGGCCUCUUCCGGCAGAGCCCAGUCAAGACCCCCAUGCCAAUGGCCUACCAACCAGUGCCAGGAGGAGCCAUCCCAGAAGGCAGUGAGCCCAGCCAUGGCACAUCCAUCUGAGCACGACAAGUAUUCACAGACACUCGAGCUCAAAAAGAAUACUGCAGAGCCACACAGAGUGCUAACAGUGUGAAAAGAGAAAACACUAAAAAGGGAUUUUUACUACCAGUGAUGAAGAAUCAGAGGGCUGAUGCUUGACAAGAUACUGGGACUUCAAUGUACAUAUUUGUAAGUACAAAGAGAGAUAGGAGCAACAUUAAAAGUGUAUUUUGAAUAUUCUCAACAGUUGAGUUUAAAAAACAUAAAAUGAUCCAAAAAAAAAAAAAAAUGACUGUUUGAAUGGCUUUGUAAAUUUUGUUCUAAAUGAAUAAAGGUGACAAUUCUUUGUGGUUGUUUUCUAAGUGCCAAGUUCAAAGAUGUUUUCUUUCCGAUUAACAUUAACUGAAUGUACUGUCAGAAUUCAUGAUGAAAAAAAAAGAAGAUAUUUCACACUUCAGAGACAUUGGAAGAACUGAUUUGUUUCAUAUGAAAAAAAUAAAAGUAUAAUACAAAAACUA